AUGCUCUACAUUCCAAGGAUGACCGAGGGCCUUUCCAUUGGAGUCUCUGAGUCGAUAAGUCCCCGAUCGCUGGAUACCGAUGAUUUCGUAGGGUCCUUCCUAGCGGGAUCUGACCCUGGAGUCAUAGUACCGAGAGACGUGUUGCUUGUAAGCUUCGUUCCGAAGGUUGGCUUGUGCUUGGCGUUCUUCGAGCAAGUCGAGGCUCAAAGUGAGCGCCUCUUCAUUCGCUUUCGGUCUGAAAGCUUCCGUUCGAUAGGAAGGCUCUCCGAUUUCUACUGGGACUACCGCUUCCGAGCCGAAAGCAAUGGAGAACGGUGUUUCCCCAGUUGCCGUUCGGUAGGAUGUCCGGAUGGCCCAUAA
Molecule: messenger RNA, 360 nt
Organism: Prunus armeniaca (apricot)
Lineage: Eukaryota; Viridiplantae; Streptophyta; Magnoliopsida; Rosales; Rosaceae
Source: the annotation of a GenBank genome assembly